AUGUACCAGCUUUCCGCCAUUUCUCUUGCGCACCUUUAUGGCCUGCUCCAGCCAAUAACCGUCCCUCAUACUUCUCCCAAAGCCAAUUUUACCAAUUGGAGUCGGACAUUCGCUUGUUCCCCACUCGCAAUAUUUGAGCCAGAGACAGAAUACCAUUGCGAGCUCAUUUUAGAACUCGCUCGACGUGAAGGCAGAGUGGUCCGAGCAGUCGGAGUGGGCCAUAGCCCCAGUGACCUCGCCUGCACCACCGGCUACAUGCUGCGAACCACCAAGCUCGACCGGCUUUUGGAGAUCCAUGCAGAUAAAAGAUAUGUCAUCGCUCAGGCCGGAAUUACACUUGAUGCACUGCAUGCCGAACUUGCAAACCAUGGCCUUGCCAUGAUCAAUGUCGGCUCGAUCUCCGACCAAACCUUGGGCGGUAUUGUAACAACCGCAACCCACGGAACUGGUAUCAACUAUGGCGUGAUUCCUACGCAUGUCAUGGCACUGUCGUUGUUGCUGGCGGAUGGAUCUCGCGUAUUCUGUUCUCGCCAAGAGAGGCCCGAUCUUUUCAUGGCGUCAAUAUGCGGAUUGGGCAGCACGGGCCUUAUCUUGACGGUUACCCUUGAGGUGGAACCCGCGUUUCGCCUCAAAGAAGUUCAGCAAUCCAUCCAGUUUCAUGAAUGUGUGCAAAUCUUGGACAGCCUCGUCACUGCCUCAGAACAUGUUCGGUUUUGGUGGUUCCCAGCUGCGGACACCAUGCGGGUUAGUUCAGCCGACCGUACCGUAGAGCCAGCCAAACCGGCAGGAAGCUGGCUCUGGCAUUCGUUUUUCGGCUUUCACGUAGUGCAGUUUCUACUUUUUGUGGCAAGAUACAUCUUGUCACUGAACAUCUUCAUCGGUCGCUUUGCAGCAUGGCUAGUCAGCACCAAAGUUACCGCGAUCGAUGAAAGCUUCCGUAUCUUUAACUUGGAGUGCAGAUACCCGCAGCACACUACUGAAUGGGCUAUCCCUUACGAAAACACGAAAGCCUGUCUUUAUGAUUUGCAUGAUUGGAUCACGCGCGAGCUCUCCGACCCCAAAGGUCUCCGCCCUCAUUUCCCUAUUGAAGUGCGAUUCUCCGACGGAGACGACAUCUGGCUAAGUCCCAGCAACGGACAGAAGACUUGCUGGAUCGGGAUAGUUCAAUUUAAACCCUACGGGUGCGAGGUUCCUUACAAGACGCUGUUCGAGCGUUUUGAAGCCAUCUUGUACCGUCACAGUGGCCGGCCUCAUUGGGCUAAGGCACAUCCCCUCCGUCCGGAGGCGCUUCGCAGAAUGUAUCCCCAAUUCGACGACUUCACCCGUGUACUUCAGGCGGUCGACCCUCGUGGGAUGUUUCGGAAUGAGUAUGUGGAACGCCACAUAUUUGGCAAGACGGGUCCAGAAUACGACAACAGAGUUUUCAAGCGUUAUGCCCCUUCACGGUAA
Molecule: messenger RNA, 1449 nt
Organism: Suillus paluster
Lineage: Eukaryota; Fungi; Basidiomycota; Agaricomycetes; Boletales; Suillaceae
Product: L-gulonolactone D-arabinono-1,4-lactone oxidase
Exons: 5
Coding region: 1-1449 (482 amino acids)
Cellular component (GO): mitochondrion; membrane
Molecular function (GO): D-arabinono-1,4-lactone oxidase activity; FAD binding
Source: RefSeq, a predicted model, not a curated record